UCUCUAUACUUUUAUUUCCGACGCUUAUUCUUCGAGUCGUCUUCUCUCAGAUUUUCCUUCAAUUUUCUAGGUUUUCGUUUUCCUUCCGAUCAGAGGUCAAUCAAUGGCGUCUCUCGAUUCCGACGUUACUAUGAUUCCUGCCGGAGAAGCCUCCAGCAGUGUAGCCUCUUCUUCUUCCUCGAAGAAAACUAAGCGAUUUGAAAUUAAGAAGUGGAGCGCCGUCGCUCUCUGGGCUUGGGAUAUCGUUGUUGACAACUGCGCCAUCUGCAGGAACCACAUCAUGGAUCUGUGCAUCGAGUGCCAGGCGAAUCAGGCCAGCGCCACAAGUGAGGAAUGCACUGUUGCUUGGGGUGUUUGCAAUCACGCCUUUCACUUCCACUGCAUCAGUAGAUGGUUGAAGACUCGUCAAGUUUGUCCAUUGGAUAACAGUGAGUGGGAGUUCCAGAAAUACGGUCACUAAAGCAGAGAGAGUCGUACCAGCAAAUAUGUGUCUAAUUAUCCAAGAUAUCAUCAGGUUCAUUUGGUUUCCGCAUAUGAUAAUACCAAGAUCGAUCAAGCUUUUUUUCUUUUUCUCUUUCUUUUCUUUUGUAAUGUCUUUCGCAAGUUGUGGGAACAGAGAUUUACAUGCUCACUGAACCUGUUAUCGUUAUGUCUUGGGUUCUGUCUUUGAUUUAAAAUACUCUCAAGUGAAAUUUACUAAAAGGCUAACUCUAAACCCUCUUAAGGUUUUUGGUUUCAUCAUAUGCUAAAAAUCAUACUCUUAUAUAAUGGCUUCUACUAAACUUGAUCUCGUCC
Thlaspi arvense is the source of this 795-nucleotide messenger RNA. The record is from the annotation of a GenBank genome assembly. Lineage: Eukaryota; Viridiplantae; Streptophyta; Magnoliopsida; Brassicales; Brassicaceae.